Leptopilina boulardi is the source of this 1137-nucleotide messenger RNA. RefSeq lists its product as uncharacterized. The record is from RefSeq and is a predicted model, not a curated record. The coding region runs from base 226 to 1008 and encodes 260 amino acids. Lineage: Eukaryota; Metazoa; Arthropoda; Insecta; Hymenoptera; Figitidae. The transcript has 4 exons.
UUGAUCAGCAGCUCAAUUAAACUAACAGCUCGUGUUAAAUGGCGCACUGAAAAUUCUUAUUUUAAACUAUAAUCGCGUGUGUACAAAGUGAGAAGACAUUUCUCGACAAGAGAAGAUUAUUAUUUUUGAUAUCAUUUUAACUUCCUCUUUUUUAUUAUUUAUUUUCUUUUUAUUUAUAAUUAUUCUUCAAAAUUUUUUGCAAAAGAAAAAAUAAUAAUAAUAAUAAUGAAGGUUUUAAAUACGAUUUUUCUACUACUGAUUUUUGGUUUUAUUAAAAAAGGAAUAACAACAAAUUUUACUAAUAUUGCAUCAAAAAUAAUUAAUGACAAUACAUUGGAAUUUCAUGAAAAAAUGAAACAAUAUUGUUUAAUAAAUUCAGGUCCAGAUGCAUUGAAAAUUUUUGAAAAAGCCGAAAAUCAAUUAAAAACAAAAAUCCAAUUAACAUUAGAAACAUCAUUCAAUGAAAUGAUAAAAAUGAAAUUUGUACAUUUUAAAAAAUAUUUUCAUGAAUUUUGUAAUAUUGAUUUUGUUGUAUAUAAUUAUUUUAUUGCAACAAAACCAUGUCUAAUUGAAAAAACAAGUUAUUCUGAAAACGAAGAUCAUUUGAAUCAUAUUCGUGAAGAAGAAAUUUUUCCCAUUUCAAAAAUUCAUCAAGUUAUCGAUUCAAUUUGCAAUGAAAUGAAAAAUUCCUUAAAAGAAGCUAUUGACUCAAGAUGUUUUGCAGAAAAUUUUUCAAAAUUGGAACGUUGUUUUUUGAAAAAUGAUUAUUUUAAAAAUUAUAAUUGGAUACUCACAAAUUUUAAUACAACUAAUGUGAAUCCACGAAAUUUUCCCUAUCAUGUCAUCACAAAUGCGCAGCCAUCAUUUCUUAAUGAUUUACAGAAAAUCAUUGACUUUAGAAGAUGUCUCAUUGAUACAUUGAAUAUCUGUAAAUAUUCAUCAUUGGGAUAUAAUAUUGAAUUAAUUUUCUUUCCUGAUAUAGAAAAUAUUAAUAACCUAAUGGAAUAAUAAUAUUGUUUUCUAUUUUAUUUGUAAUUAAGAUUUUUUUAUUUAUUCUAAUUUUGAUAUUAGUUUUUAGAUUAAAUUUGUUAUUUUUUACUUUGCAAUGAAUUUAUAGAAAUACACAUCAAUGAAUAA